Brienomyrus brachyistius is the source of this 1738-nucleotide messenger RNA. It is a transcript of the gene fgf1a, whose product is annotated as fibroblast growth factor 1a. The transcript is spliced from 4 exons. The record is from RefSeq and is a predicted model, not a curated record. The coding region runs from base 367 to 840 and encodes 157 amino acids. Gene Ontology annotation, biological process: animal organ morphogenesis; regulation of cell migration; fibroblast growth factor receptor signaling pathway. Gene Ontology annotation, molecular function: fibroblast growth factor receptor binding; growth factor activity. Gene Ontology annotation, cellular component: cytoplasm. Lineage: Eukaryota; Metazoa; Chordata; Actinopteri; Osteoglossiformes; Mormyridae.
AGCACUUGUGGGCGAGAGAGCGAAGGGACGGACGGAGCCAGGAUGUCUAGCAGACCACUGAGAGCUCAUUCACUAACCUGUUUGCAGACACGGCAUACGGAAAUGCUGCCACCCUUGGCGAUUCCCCAGAGGCAUUUUCACAGGCUUUGCCCGAGGCACCUUUGGCUGCUUACAAAAGUGGCGGAGCGCUGGGUACUUUCCCAGAUUGCUGGGAUAAGCGGGGGCCCGAUCGGAGGCUGAUGAGGGGGGCAGUGCGGGGGGCAGCGCGGGACCCGCUCCGGGAGGGUACGUGGUGCAUACCCCGUAACUGCGUUACAGGCGCACCUACUCCUACCGGGAUCGGGACGCCGGGCGGCUGCCAGUAAAAUGACGGAAGGGGAGAUAACGGUGUUUCCGCUGGGGCCGGAGAAUUUCGGGAUCGACAUGCAAGAUUACAAGAAGCUGACGCGCCUGUACUGCCUGAACGGCGGAUACCAUCUGCGGAUACUGUCUGAUGGGACGGUGGAGGGCAGCAGGGACGAGGACGACGCUUACAACGUGAUGCGGCUAAAAGCCGUCAGCAUCGGUGUGGUGGUGAUCGAGGGCCAGGAGGCGGCGCUAUACCUGGCCAUGAACGAGCAGGGCCAGCUUUAUGGCACAUCCGACCUGAAUGACGACUGUUACUUUCUGGAGAAGCUGGAGGAGAAUCACUACAACACCUACAUGUCUCAGAAGUACCAGGACCAAGGCUGGUAUGUUGGCAUCAAGAAGAACGGACGGCCCAAGGCUGGACCCAGGACCCAUAUGGGGCAGAAGGCUAUCUACUUCUUACCUCGCGUAAUAGACAACACAAGCAAAUGAAGACAGGCCUGCAGAGGGGAAAGAUCAAUCCCUCACCGAGUAGAACAUCAUUUUAGGCCAUUUAUUCCCAACUACUGACAUAAUGAAACACUAAACUUGCUGCUCACAGAAAUCUGGAAUUUCUGUCACCGCUAAUAUGUGAUUAUAGCUGAUAAAAAUGAUUCAGCUUUUAUCUGUAAGUACACAGCUUGAAUAGUCUCAGUGACUUUCUGUCCUUAUACUGUGCCCCACAACGUAACACUAACAAUGAAUUAAAUCUUUAUUUUUUUACUUGCAUAUAAGAUCUUUUUUUGAAUAUUAUUUUGUGUAGAAAAUGUGCUUAUAUGAAACUUGUUUUUUCACUUUACUGUAAUACAUGUAUUUAUUAAUCAGCCAAUUAACUAUAAAAUAAGAGCAUCAUUUUAUCCAUAAACACCCACAACUAUAUAGUGUCUGGCAUUUAGGUGCAUCAAUAUGUCAAAAUGUGAAAAAACUGCAAUGGUAUUACUUCUUCGUAUGAGGUGAUUUUUACAGGUAUAUGCAUUAAGUAUAAAUAUCUAUGUUUUUGACUGUUAUAUAAAUUGAGUAUUAAUGAAAAUUAUAUAAUUAAAAUAUUCAGGCUUGCCAUGAAAUAAUUACGGUAAACGCAUUCAAAUUGAUGCUUUGUUGUGUCCCACGUGAGGAGGAGAUUAGUGAAUUACAAACGUCAUUUCCUGUUAUGAAAUCAGUGACCUCUGAGUAGCACGCUGGUUAGUUUAAUAUGUAACAGUUCAAGAUCACACACUGUGCUGUAUUUCACUGAUGGGCUGAGAUCAUAUGUCUUUGAAUCGUUUAAACAAACCCUUGUAUUCACGUAUGAGCCGCUAAGAUGUUCUCACCUGAAAUUGUAACCCGCUAAUUAAAUGUAAUGUAAAUAUUU